Molecule: messenger RNA, 276 nt
Organism: Rhodotorula graminis WP1
Lineage: Eukaryota; Fungi; Basidiomycota; Microbotryomycetes; Sporidiobolales; Sporidiobolaceae
Exons: 3
Coding region: 1-276 (91 amino acids)
Source: RefSeq, a predicted model, not a curated record
AUGAGCGACAACUCUGCCUUCGACUCGCUCCCGGCCGACGUCAAGCCUCAGACGGCGGCCUAUCCCGGCUACGAGCACACUGGCUCCUACGUCUUCUGCGUCGAGUACCAGAAGCUCUACGUCGACACAGAGCAAGCUCUCAAGGCCAAGGGCCCGCUCAAGAAGCUCAAGAAGGUGCAGAAGCGCGUCGACAAGCAGUGGUUCAAGAUGCACCCUGUCGACAAAGAAAUCGACGCCGCCGGCGAGAACGACGGCGAGAACGACGGCGAGAUCUAG